GACGUCACAACAUGGCGGACAGCCAUGCACGCUUCGUAGUUUGAACGUCUGCGUCGAGCUUUUCUUCCAAUUUGCAAAGAACGCGAACUUCUUUUCAGGCUUUCAUCUGCAGUGAAACCGUCAGCAUGGCGGCGUGGGGCCAACCCGCCGUUGCAGGGUUACCAGCUGAAAUAACAGAAGACAAACUACAGGAAAAAGCUCGAAAAUGGCAACAACUCCAGUCAAAAAGGUACAGCGAAAAGAGAAAGUUUGGAUUUGUGGAAGCACAGAAAGAAGACAUGCCUCCAGAGCAUGUCAGAAAGAUCAUUCGAGAUCAUGGUGACAUGUCCAGCAGGAAAUAUCGGCAUGAUAAGCGAGUAUACUUAGGUGCACUGAAAUACAUGCCUCAUGCAGUGCUGAAGUUACUCGAGAACAUGCCCAUGCCAUGGGAGCAGAUUCGAGAUGUGAAGGUUCUUUAUCACAUCACAGGAGCCAUCACAUUUGUGAAUGAGAUUCCAUGGGUUGUGGAACCUGUCUAUUUGGCCCAGUGGGGCACCAUGUGGAUCAUGAUGCGUCGUGAGAAGAGAGACAGGAGGCAUUUCAAGAGAAUGAGGUUUCCCCCAUUUGAUGAUGAGGAACCUCCUCUGGAUUACGCUGAUAACAUCCUGGAUGUUGAACCUCUUGAGCCGAUCCAGAUGGAGUUGGAUCCUGAAGAAGAUGGAAGCGUUUAUGAGUGGUUUUAUGAACACAAUCCCCUGGUAGAUACCAAAAUGGUCAAUGGAUCUUCAUACAGAAAAUGGAAUAUUACACUGCCAAUCAUGUCUACACUUUAUCGUCUGGGAAACCAACUUCUGACAGAUCUUGUAGAUAAAAACUACUUUUACUUGUAUGAUCUGAAGGCAUUUUUCACAGCUAAAGCAUUGAAUGUUGCCAUUCCUGGAGGACCAAAAUUUGAGCCUUUGGUGCGAGAUGUCAAUGUCCACGACGAAGACUGGAAUGAAUUUAAUGACAUAAACAAGAUCAUCAUUCGGCAGCCCGUGAGGACAGAGUACAGAAUUGCAUUCCCUUAUCUGUUCAACAGUUUGCCAUACAAAGUGCAUCUACCCUGGUAUCACCAUCCAUCAGUUGUUUACAUUAAAACAGAGGACCCGGAUCUACCAGCAUUUUACUUUGACCCUCUUGUCAAUCCAAUUGCCCACAGACAUGCUGUCAAGACAACAGAACCCCAGCCUGAUGAUGAUGAAGAUUUUGAACUGCCUGAAGAUAUUCAGCCAUUCUUGCAAGAUACACCACUGUACACAGAUAACACAGCAAAUGGUAUUGCUUUGCUCUGGGCUCCCAGACCGUUCUGUUUAAGAUCUGCCAGGACACGCCGAGCCAUCGAUAUACCAUUGGUGAAGACUUGGUAUCGUGAACACUGUCCAUCUGCUCACCCAGUUAAGGUGCGAGUGUCGUAUCAAAAGCUUCUUAAGUGCUACGUUUUGAAUGCACUGAAACACAGACCACCUAAAGCACAAAAGAAAAGAUAUCUGUUCCGAUCCUUCAAAGCGACAAAGUUCUUUCAAACGACAACUCUUGAUUGGGUGGAAGUGGGUCUCCAAGUGUGCCGGCAAGGCUACAACAUGCUGAAUCUACUGAUCCACAGAAAGAACUUGAACUACCUUCAUUUGGAUUACAAUUUCAAUCUGAAACCAGUCAAAACUCUUACCACAAAGGAAAGAAAGAAGUCCAGAUUUGGAAAUGCUUUCCAUCUUUGUCGGGAGAUUCUGCGACUCACAAAGCUGGUUGUAGAUUCCCAUGUGCAGUACAGACUGGGUAAUGUAGACAGUUUUCAGCUGGCUGAUGGUCUUCAGUACACCUUUGCUCAUGUUGGUCAGCUGACUGGAAUGUACAGAUACAAGUACAAGCUUAUGAGACAAAUCAGAAUGUGUAAAGACAUCAAACAUCUCAUUUACUACAGAUUUAACACUGGACCAGUUGGGAAAGGUCCAGGAUGUGGAUUCUGGGCACCUGGCUGGAGGGUGUGGCUAUUUUUUCUGCGUGGGGUUGUACCUCUCUUAGAGCGUUGGCUUGGUAACCUCCUAGCUAGGCAGUUUGAAGGCAGACACUCCAAGGGUGUGGCCAAAACAGUAACUAAGCAGAGAGUGGAAAGCCACUUUGAUUUGGAGUUACGAGCAGCUGUCAUGCAUGACAUCCUGGACAUGAUGCCAGAAGGUAUUAAGCAGAACAAGGCCCGAGUCAUUCUGCAGCAUCUGAGUGAAGCUUGGAGAUGCUGGAAAGCCAACAUUCCUUGGAAGGUGCCUGGCCUUCCAACACCAGUUGAGAACAUGAUUUUGCGGUAUGUCAAAGCCAAGGCUGAUUGGUGGACAAACACAGCUCACUACAACAGGGAACGUAUCCGUCGUGGAGCCACAGUUGAUAAAACUGUUUGUAAGAAAAAUCUUGGACGUCUGACAAGACUCUAUCUCAAAGCUGAACAGGAAAGACAGCAUAACUACUUGAAGGAUGGUCCUUACAUCUCUGCUGAGGAAGCAGUUGCAAUCUACACAACUACAGUUCCAUUGGAGAAAAUCACAGAUGCCUACUUAGACCAAUAUUUAUGGUAUGAAGCAGACAAGAGACGUCUGUUUCCUCCAUGGGUCAAACCAGCUGACACUGAACCUCCUCCACUCCUUACGUACAAAUGGUGCCAAGGAAUCAACAACUUGCAAGACGUCUGGGAGACAUCUGAAGGAGAAUGUAAUGUUAUGAUGGAGUCAAACUUUGAAAAGAUGUAUGAGAAGAUUGAUUUGACUUUACUGAAUCGGCUCCUGCGUCUGAUUGUUGAUCACAACAUUGCUGAUUACAUGACAGCAAAGAACAACAUUGUCAUUAAUUACAAGGACAUGAAUCACACAAACUCCUAUGGCAUCAUCCGUGGUCUGCAGUUUGCGUCAUUCAUCGUUCAGUACUAUGGAUUGGUGAUGGAUCUUUUGGUGUUGGGUCUGCAGAGAGCCAGUGAGAUGGCAGGGCCUCCACAGAUGCCAAAUGACUUCUUGACUUUCCAAGAUGUUCAGACAGAGUCACAGCAUCCCAUCAGAUUGUAUUCAAGAUACAUUGACAAAGUGCACAUUUUCUUCAGGUUUACAGCAGAUGAAGCCCGUGAUCUGAUCCAGCGUUACCUGACAGAACACCCUGACCCAAAUAACGAAAACAUCGUGGGCUACAACAACAGGAAAUGCUGGCCAAGGGAUGCACGUAUGAGGCUCAUGAAACACGACGUCAAUCUUGGGCGUGCUGUGUUCUGGGACAUAAAGAACCGCUUGCCAAGAUCUGUGACAACACUCAACUGGGAUGAAAGUUUUGUGUCUGUUUACAGUAAAGACAAUCCAAAUCUGCUGUUUAACAUGUGUGGCUUUGAAUGCCGCAUUCUUCCAAAAUGUCGCACAACAUUUGAGGAAUUCACUCACAGGGAUGGAGUGUGGAACUUGCAAAAUGAGGUCACUAAAGAGCGAACUGCUCAGUGCUUCCUCAAGGUUGACGACGAGUCACAGCAGCGAUUCCACAACAGAGUGCGUCAAAUCUUAAUGGCAUCUGGUUCAACUACGUUUACCAAAAUUGUGAACAAAUGGAACACAGCUUUGAUUGGUUUGAUGACAUAUUACAGGGAGUCAGUUGUCAACACUCAAGAGCUGCUGGAUUUGUUAGUGAAAUGCGAAAACAAGAUCCAAACACGUAUCAAGAUCGGGCUGAAUUCCAAGAUGCCUAGUCGGUUCCCUCCGGUUGUAUUUUACACUCCAAAAGAGCUGGGAGGACUUGGUAUGUUGUCCAUGGGCCAUGUCCUCAUUCCACAGUCAGAUCUCAGGUGGUCACAACAGACCGAUGUAGGAAUUACUCACUUUAGAUCUGGAAUGAGUCAUGAUAAAGAUCAGUUGAUCCCUAACUUGUACAGGUACAUUCAGCCAUGGGAAAGCGAAUUCAUUGAUUCCCAGAGAGUGUGGGCAGAGUACGCGUUAAAACGGCAAGAAGCCAAUGCUCAGAACAGGCGAUUGACCUUGGAAGAUUUAGAGGACUCGUGGGAUCGUGGAAUCCCCCGUAUCAACACACUGUUUCAGAAGGACAGACACACGCUCGCCUAUGACAAGGGAUGGAGAGUGAGAACAGACUUCAAGCAGUACCAGGUUCUUAAACAGAAUCCAUUCUGGUGGACACAUCAGCGUCAUGACGGAAAACUAUGGAACUUGAAUAACUACCGUACAGACAUGAUCCAAGCCCUUGGUGGCGUGGAAGGAAUCCUGGAACACACGCUGUUUAAAGGAACUUACUUCCCCACAUGGGAGGGUCUGUUCUGGGAGAAGGCCAGUGGGUUUGAGGAGUCCAUGAAGUACAAGAAACUGACCAAUGCACAGAGAUCUGGUUUGAAUCAGAUUCCCAACAGAAGAUUCACACUCUGGUGGUCACCGACUAUCAACAGAGCGAACGUUUAUGUUGGUUUCCAGGUGCAACUUGACCUGACAGGAAUAUUUAUGCAUGGCAAGAUUCCAACAUUGAAGAUCUCACUCAUUCAGAUUUUCAGAGCCCAUUUGUGGCAGAAAGUCCACGAGAGUGUGGUAAUGGACUUGUGUCAGGUGUUUGACCAAGAACUAGAUGCUUUGGAGAUUGAGACUGUACAGAAAGAGACCAUUCACCCUCGUAAGUCAUACAAGAUGAACAGUUCGUGUGCUGAUAUCCUGUUGUUUGCCGCAUACAAGUGGAAUGUGUCGAAACCAUCCCUUUUGGCUGACUCAAAUGACAUCAUGGACAGUACUACAACCCAAAAGUACUGGGUCGACGUUCAGCUCCGCUGGGGAGACUACGACUCACAUGACAUCGAGAGAUACGCACGCGCAAAGUACCUGGACUACACCACUGACAACAUGAGUAUCUACCCCUCCCCUACGGGAGUGCUAAUUGGCAUUGACUUGGCUUAUAAUCUGCACAGUGCCUUUGGUAACUGGUUUCCAGGAGUGAAACCGCUUAUCCAACAGGCCAUGGCAAAGAUUAUGAAAGCCAAUCCCGCCUUGUAUGUGCUGAGGGAGAGAAUCAGGAAAGGCCUUCAGUUGUACUCCAGUGAACCUACUGAGCCUUACCUGUCUUCGCAGAACUACGGAGAACUCUUCUCCAACCAGAUCAUCUGGUUUGUGGACGACACUAACGUGUACAGAGUCACGAUUCACAAGACAUUUGAGGGUAACUUGACGACCAAACCCAUCAACGGCGCCAUCUUUAUUUUCAAUCCUCGAACGGGGCAGCUCUUCCUGAAGAUCAUUCAUACCUCUGUGUGGGCGGGACAGAAGCGUCUUGGACAGCUGGCGAAAUGGAAGACAGCAGAAGAAGUAGCGGCCUUGAUUCGUUCGCUUCCAGUAGAAGAACAACCUAAACAGAUCAUUGUCACAAGAAAAGGCAUGCUUGACCCUCUGGAGGUUCAUUUGUUGGAUUUCCCGAACAUUGUUAUCAAAGGCAGUGAGCUGCAGCUUCCUUUCCAAGCUUGUUUGAAGGUUGAGAAGCUUGGUGACAUGAUUCUGAAAGCCACAGAGCCGCAGAUGGUAUUGUUUAAUCUGUACGAUGAUUGGCUGAAGACUAUUUCGUCUUACACAGCGUUCUCCCGUCUGAUCCUCAUUCUCCGAGCCUUGCACGUGAACGCUGACCGCACAAAGGUCAUCCUUAAACCGGACAAAACCACAAUUACUGAACCCCAUCACAUCUGGCCGACACUGACUGACGAGGAGUGGGUGCCAGUUGAGGUUGCUCUGAAAGAUCUUAUCUUAGCUGACUAUGGCAAAAAGAACAAUGUGAACGUAGCUUCCCUGACACAGUCUGAAAUCCGUGAUAUUAUCCUUGGAAUGGAGAUCUCGGCCCCUUCGCAACAGAGGCAGCAGAUCGCUGAAAUCGAGAAGCAGACCAAGGAACAGUCACAACUGACAGCCACUACCACUCGAACCACCAACAUCCAUGGAGAUGAGAUCAUCGUUUCUACGACAUCAAACUACGAGACACAGACGUUCUCGUCUAAGACUGAGUGGCGUGUCAGAGCCAUCUCUGCGACGAAUCUACAUCUGAGAACCAACCACAUUUACGUGUCAUCAGAUGACAUCAAAGAAACUGGCUUUACCUACAUCUUGCCAAAGAAUAUUCUGAAGAAGUUUAUUGUGAUUUCUGACUUAAGGACACAGAUCGCCGGUUACUUGUACGGAGUAAGUCCGCCUGAUAACCCACAGGUAAAAGAGAUCCGGUGUAUUGUGAUGGUACCGCAGUGGGGCACACACCAGACGGUGCACUUACCAAACAUGUUACCACAGCAUGACUAUCUCAAGGAGAUGGAACCCUUAGGGUGGGUUCACACCCAGCCCAAUGAACUUCCACAGCUUUCUCCACAAGAUGUCACAACGCACGCCAAGAUCAUGGCGGACAAUCCGUCUUGGGAUGGCGAGAAAACAGUCAUCAUUACAUGCAGUUUUACCCCAGGAUCGUGUUCACUAACAGCCUACAAACUGACCCCUUCGGGUUACGACUGGGGGCGGAACAACAAGGACACAGGGAACAAUCCCAGGGGUUACCUUCCGUCUCACUACGAGAAAGUACAGAUGCUGUUGUCAGAUCGCUUCCUUGGUUUCUUCAUGGUACCUACUCAGGGAUCCUGGAACUUCAAUUUUAUGGGCGUUCGUCACUCCCCAAACAUGCGUUAUGAGUUGCAGUUGUCCAACCCCAAAGAGUUCUACCAUGAGGUCCACCGGCCAUCACACUUCCUCAACUUCAGCACCAUGGAGGAUGUAGAAGUUAUUGGGGCUGAUAGAGAUGACAUGUUUUCUUAGCUUGUAUCUCUACUGCCUGUUGAAGAAGGGGCUUAGUUAUAAGUUAACACGAAUGGACUAUUUACUUUGGAAAGUCAUGGUUUCAUGGCGUCUUCCAAAGGAGUGAAAUUUUUUUGAAUGCUCCCGUUAAGUGUCCUAUAACCCAAAAUUCUUGUAAUAGAUAUUUUCCACGCCUUAGAUGGUCAGGACAUGCGUUGAAAUGUAGGCUUUCUCUGAGCAGAUAAAGUAAUUUAUUCCUUGUGAAAAAGUUCUGGAUAAGUAGUCAGACUAUCUGAGAAAUAAGAGUUUUGUUUCUUUUUCUUAGUGCUUGGUUACCGUGACACUUUCUAGUUUUUUAGCCCGUGUUCUUGUAUAUACUUUAAGUCAAAGUACGUCUUAACAGUGACUUUGAGUUGUCGUAACAUAAAUUUUCUACUAUCAUGUAGAGAAACCUCCGUCAUCGUUUCGUUUGUAGCGAAUCAAAUAAAAAUUUCCUUACACUUUU
Molecule: messenger RNA, 7293 nt
Organism: Pocillopora damicornis (cauliflower coral)
Lineage: Eukaryota; Metazoa; Cnidaria; Anthozoa; Scleractinia; Pocilloporidae
Product: pre-mRNA-processing-splicing factor 8
Biological process (GO): spliceosomal tri-snRNP complex assembly; mRNA splicing, via spliceosome
Cellular component (GO): catalytic step 2 spliceosome; U5 snRNP
Molecular function (GO): U1 snRNA binding; metallopeptidase activity; U5 snRNA binding
Source: RefSeq, a predicted model, not a curated record